Molecule: messenger RNA, 1266 nt
Organism: Coprinopsis cinerea okayama7#130
Lineage: Eukaryota; Fungi; Basidiomycota; Agaricomycetes; Agaricales; Psathyrellaceae
Product: macrofage activating glycoprotein
Exons: 6
Coding region: 1-1266 (421 amino acids)
Source: RefSeq, a predicted model, not a curated record
AUGCUCUCGAAGGCAUUUACCACCCUUGCGUCGCUGGCUGCGCUGGCCGUCGUUGCCCAGGCGCAGACACCGGAAUACAUCGGACAACUACUGCUUCGCUCAGCCAUCAACGACAACAAAUGCUUGACAGCAACCGCCGACCACGACGCCGCCCCCGUUGUAAUCCAACCUUGUACCGGCGCCCCCAGCCAGAAAUGGACCUUCACCGAAGGCACCGUCCGCGUCUUCCACAACAAGUGCUUGGACGUUAUCGACGGCGCCGAUCGCGACGGCACCAAACUCCAGAUUUACACCUGCGCCCCUCAUAAUCCCAACCAGCAUUGGUACUACAACAAGUGGGAAAACAAAUUGGAGUGGAACGGCAGGGGCAAGUGUGUCGAGUUGCCCGAUGCGAACACUGCCGAUGGUACCCAGGCCCAUAUUUGGGGAUGCUGGAAGACGCCGAAGCAGACUUGGAACACCGGUUACAUGCCCAACGAUCUCCCACGCCAAUCUCAGCACGGGCAGUUCGGCACUAACCAGUGCCAUGGCGGCGAAGACUCCAAUUGCCAAACGUCUUGGAUCAACUCGGCAACUGAUUUCUGCCUUUGGGCUCCCCCUACACUGGGCACCGUCGGUGCCCUAGAGCGUGAAGUCGUCGCCUACUGUACCAAGUCUGGCCGUGGCGCUCGAACCAUUCCCGAUGGCACCCUCACUGGUGUCCACUUCGUCAAGACCCCUGAUUACGUCCAAAUCACCGGAACCGGCGACUUUACCAAGUUGAACAUCCCAGCUGGCGACUGGGGAGGAGAGCUCGAUAACAAGGGUGGAGAUGCCAAGGGUAACCCCAUCGGUGGUCUUAUCUUUGGCAACUCCUUCGCCGAUGGUCUCCAAUACAACGAGUGGACCGAGUUCAUCUCCGACAAGGAGUUCUGCAUUCGCGCAUGCACAGGUCCCCGGGCUAAGGAACUCUGCAACCACAUCUACGACACCAUGGGAUGCUGGUGGAAUAUGCCCGCCAACUACGAUUCCGGUGUUUUCGAGGAGUGCGAGGGCGAUUCCGCUACUCCCAUGGGUGUGUACGAUGGCACGUCGACGUGGUACCAGGGCGUUAGCCCCACUCCUUCGGCCCACCCUGCUCCUGCUUCGAGCAACUGUGUCUCUCUCCCCACCGUUGGCGUCAGCCCGUUGUUGAAGAAGAGGGGUGUUGAGGGCGUUCCUGGGUUCAACAAGAAGGUUUCUGUUCCGGAAUUCCCUGGAGCAACGCCCGCCCCUGUCGCUCGUUAA